UUGAGACCGAGAACGUUGAGAGUUGCACUAUUCCUAAAAAAUACAUGGCACGAAUUUAUUGACUUUUGGUAUCAUAGGAACGUCAGCAUUUAAAGUCUAGCAACAUAUAGCUUAGACUCAACAUAAAUUGUUCCUCGAGUGCUUCUAACGCUGUCAAAUCGCAAUCCAUUAUUACGAGAAUAAGUCUUCCUUUUCAUGAACAGAGGGGAAACAAUAAUGAAAAUCAUUUUUCUGCUAAUGAUUUUGCUAGUCUUGGACGUGACGGGUCAAUAUUAUGGACCAAAACAUGGACCCGGGCAUAAAAAGGGUGGACGUGGACCGGGUGGUCCGAUGAGUGGACCUGGCCCAAAGAGCGGACCUGGUCCAAAGGGAAAACCUGGACCUGGUGGACCUCCCUAUAAUUUUGGAAAGCCUGGACGUGGACCAUUUAAUAAAAAGUGGCAUGGACCUGGGGACGGCCCUCGGGGUCCUUACCGAAAAGGACCUCCGCGAGGUGGCCCAAUGUAUGACCGAGAUGGCCCAAUGUACGAUCAAGACUCAACGUACGACCACGAAUCAAUGUAUGACCACGAAUUCCCGUAUGACCAAGAAUCGCAGUAUGAUCAAAAACCACAAAAAGAAAAAGGGUCUGCAGCUAAAAAAUCUGAUUUGGAGUCGCCCGAGACAGAGAGACUAGUGGAACAGGUCCAACAACAACAUUCAGUACAACAAUUCGGAGAACAUCAAGCUGUGGAACAAGCAAAUUCACAACAAAAGUCUGAAGAGUAUGCAGCCGACAUGAUUGUAGGAGGGUCCCAUUCAAUGCAUUUGGAUGACAUGCAGUCGAGUUAUAAAUUUGACGAAAGACCAGUACAAGAACCUGUGUUUGCUCCUCUUCAUCAACAACAACACAAACGACACCGAUUGUCGCACAAGGGUCAAUCGAUGGUAAAUGGAGUGGACGCGUUAGCAGGAGAAAUUGUGGACUCUGUGGUAGAGCGCUUAGAAGCUGACGAAAUGCUGGCAGUUAUGGCCGAAAAAAAUGGCAUCAAUCCUGAUUUCAAGUCAUCUGCGGUGAAUACACAUUAUUCCACUAAAACCUACAUGUGCUUGGUGAUAACAGUUGGUGAUGUGUUAUUAUUAUUACAUUAGAAAUUGGCCUUCCUCAAGAUGUGAUAGUGAUAAAGUAACUUUAACCCGUCCAAUAAAUGUAUUAUGAAAAUAAGUUUGCCAGACUAAUCUUUGCGACACUGAUUUUACAUGGAGUCUUCUCUGCAAAACUUUCUGCUGGGGAAAGCAUAAUAAUUCGCUAUAAUAUAAAUAUUUAGUAAAAAUGAUGAUCCACUAUGCUUAUAAUCAUUAUAAUUGA
Molecule: messenger RNA, 1348 nt
Organism: Folsomia candida
Lineage: Eukaryota; Metazoa; Arthropoda; Collembola; Entomobryomorpha; Isotomidae
Product: collagen alpha-1(I) chain-like
Exons: 2
Coding region: 196-1131 (311 amino acids)
Source: RefSeq, a predicted model, not a curated record